This is a messenger RNA of Penaeus vannamei (Pacific white shrimp), 3087 nucleotides long. The record is from RefSeq and is a predicted model, not a curated record. NCBI's taxonomy places the organism in Eukaryota, Metazoa, Arthropoda, Malacostraca, Decapoda, Penaeidae.
ACUGUGUUGAUCCUAAACCUGUACUGCAACCCCCAGAACUCGGCCAAAUCAGCUGAUGGAUCCCACUCAACGGUCAGCGAUGAGGAGAUGCAGGAGCACUACGACAACUUCUUUGAGGAGGUUUUCGUGGAGUGCGAGGAUCGGUAUGGAGAGAUCGAAGAGAUGAAUGUGUGCGACAACCUUGGGGACCAUCUUGUUGGCAAUGUGUAUAUAAAGUUCAAAUAUGAAGAAGAUGCUGAAAAGGCUGUUGUGGACCUCAAUAACCGGUGGUUUGGGGGUCGAGCAAUCCAUGCAGAGUUGAGUCCUGUAACUGACUUUCGAGAGGCAUGCUGUCGUCAGUAUGAAAUGGGAGAGUGCACACGCAGUGGAUUCUGUAACUUCAUGCAUCUGAAACCAAUUUCUCGAGAACUCCGCAGAGAAUUGUAUGGACGGAAGAGGAGGAGAUCACACUCCCGAAGUCGCCGCCGCCACAGGUCGAGGUCGAGGUCACGAGAGCGUAGGCGGGAGAGCAAGGAUAGGUCAUCGGUGCUUGACAGGUUCUCCGCCCAUUCUCAGGACAAGGAUCAGAGGGAAGGGAGAUUUGGUCGCUACUAAGCAAGGGGUGGCUCUGGUGGCAUUGCAUUGUGGUUUUUAGGUAUUUAAAUUAUUUAACAUAGUUUGUUAAAUCAUUUCAUUCAUAUGUAUGUUUGGGAUUGUCAAUAAGCCGGGUUAAAACCAUUUAGAGGUUAUUGAAUUUUAUUCUCAUUAUUUGUCACAAGAAGAAAUAAUGGUAAUGAUAAUAACUGUAACAUUAAUAAUGAUGAUGAAAUGCAGCCAUUAAAUAGAGGUCAUUCUCAACUUGCAGAUGGAAAGUGGCAAUAUCAGGUUAUGUAGUUGCAAUAAGGAGAGAAUUCACAUGUGCAAAAUUGUGUUUUAUGUUGCAGCUAUUUGAUCCCUCCAUUAAUUACCCUUGACAUGGUUCCAUUUUAUGACAUUUACUUCCUUAUUUGAUAUUGGACGAAGGCUUUCCUAGUAGUUAGAAGAUGAUGAUGUGUUUAAGUAUCUGACAUUAAUUCAUAGCCUGGAAACUAUUUGUAUGAAUACUUUAUCCUGUAAAAAGACAAAGCCCUAGGUAUAGUUUCGACUCUUUGACUGAGUAAGUAGUACAUUUGUUGAAUUUUAGAAAGUAAUAUAAUAUUUUAGGAUUUUCUGUGGAAGGUUCAAGGCCACAAAAAGAUCUCAGUAAGGUAUUUAGGUUUUAUUUUGUGCGUGAUGAAUAUUACCACUAAUACUGUGAUGGAAAAAGUGAUAAAAGUAACCUUUGAUUGCAAAGAUUAUUUAUUUAUUGGCAAAAGGAAAGAAAUUACUACUCAAAUAAAAUUCUGGCACAGGUGUGUAAAAAUCUGAAAUGGAUGGCACUUUAUGGCAAUGAUAAUAAAAAUUAAUGUUUCUUCAUAAACUUUAAGGUGAAGCUGUAACUAAGGUAGCUUUAAUUUCCUAAUUAAGUUGAUAUAGAGGGAGAAAUUAGCAUGGUACAAAUAUUAGUGCAGCCAAAAAAGAUUUUAAAAAAUCAAUGUCAAUCUAUUCUCAAACAAGGUCUAAAUCAUCUUAUGGAUUUGCUCAAUAUGGUGUCAAGUGAAGUAAAGACCACAGAAGGCUAAACGACUUAUCACUCCAUGCAACUGGGAUUGAAUGCAAAUGUGAGACACUGUGCUUUGUAUUUUAUUUGGCUUUUAAGAUUUGUGAGGAUUAGACUUUGUGUGAUUGAGAGAGGAAAAAGACUGAAGUUGCUCACUUAUACAUAAUUGGUAAUCUUUAAAAGGGUAUUUUAUGAUUAAUUUGCAUAGUGCCACUUAACACUAACAUGGGAUUCUUAUUAACCUACUCACAACAGAAUUUCCUGUUACCAUUCUAAACCAUGUGCCAGUUGGCAUGUGUGGUCAGCCACUUGAGGGAGAAACUAGAAGCAUGGGAAGCUUAAAUUUCCCCCAUUCUCUGUGCUCUUCGCUGCAGUGUAAAUGAUUGUAUAUCUGAUGAGGCUAAUAUAAGGCUUUAAGCAUACAUUCUCCUCAGUGACUGCAGUCAGGGCCACAUGAUUGAAUGUUGUCCUGGUGUGGGUGAGGGUGAGGGAUUGGCUAUAGCAUGAUGGGAUGUUAUCUGUUGUGAAUGGGUUAAGCCUGCAGUUAUGCUGUAUGGGAAGUGCUGCCAGCUGAACUGCUUUUACUAAUAUAUUACGGCUAAUUGUAAAUGAGUACAUCCUGAGUGGUAGAUAGUAUAAUAUCCAAUGUUAUUUUAUAUUUUAGUCUUAAUACAUAUAAUCAUUCUGAUAAUUGUUCACAAAGCAUAAUUGUCACAAGACUAUAGUAACUAAUAUUUUGGAGAAGGUUAUGUGAACAAAAAUCUUCAAUGCUUUUGUAGAAGUAAAAGAAUUUUUAGCAAUGACUGUCAUGUAUCACAAUAUAUAUUUUGGUAUCAGUUUCUUUCCUUUGGUGCAUUUUUUUUUUUUAUAAUAAGGAUGUUUUGCAGGGUCUCAUGAGUAAGGUUAAUUGCACGUGUGUAGAAAUAAAUUUUAGCUCAGAGUAAAUGGAAGGGAAGCUGUUUUAAUGAUAAGGAAAGCUAAGGUGCAUCAUCUUGUGAGGCAAAUAUAUGUUUUUUUUUUAAUGAAUAUUUAAUGUUUUUUUUAUUAUUAACUUAUUCACUCUCUUUGAUUAUAUAUAUGUAUAUUUUUCCCUUCUUUUUUCUGGGAAGAAUUCAUGAAGUUCUGACUGAAAAAGUUUGUAAAUUUAUUUGCCAACUCAGAUUUUACGUUUAUAUUUAAACAUGUAACACUUGUUCCUCAUUUUAUUGCGAGUUAUUUACAUGAUUUGUUAGCAUGUUUUAAGAAUUUUGUGUGUUUAUUUUUUAUGGACAUUUAUUUAUUUAUGUACUCUCAUUUUAAUCAACAAAUACAUAUACUGAUUUUUUCUUAUUUUUGUACUUCUGUAAUAGGCUAACAAAGUAACCAUCAUAAGUGUCAGUGUCUGAAAAUAUAUAAAUGGUCUUUUGACAAGAUAAAGAGAUGUCAACCUCAUGCUGUUAAGCAAGUCCAACAAUAAAAUAUACAUUUGA